AUGGAGCAUUCAAUGAGUGAGAACUCUUGUCAAUUGUGUGCGGUUGGAAAGCUUACCUUUGAACCCCCACCAAUAUACUGUACGCCCUGUGUUGCUCGCAUUAAGCGGAAUGCAAUGUAUUAUACCGUGGGAGCUGGUGAUACACGGCACUAUUUCUGUAUUCCAUGCUAUAAUGAGGCUCGUGGGGACACUAUUGUUGCUGAUAGGACUCCUAUUCCAAAGACAAGACUCGAGAAGAAGAAAAACGACGAGGAGACCGAAGAAUGGUGGGUUCAAUGUGACAAGUGUGAAGCUUGGCAACACCAAAUUUGUGCAUUAUUUAACGGUAGGAGGAAUGAUGGUGGGGAAGCUGAGUAUACUUGCCGAAAUUGCUACAUAACAGAGGUUGAAAGAGGAAAGCGCAAGACCUUACCACAAAGUGCGGCUCUGGGGGCUAAAGAUCUGCCUAGAACAAUACUCAGUGAUCAUAUAGAGCAGAGGUUGUCUAGGAAACUGACGCAGGAAAGACAGGAGAGGGCCAGGGUGCAGGGGAAAAGUUUUGAUGAUGUUCCAGGAGCAGAAUCACUUGUAGUUCGAGUUGUUUCAUCAGUUGACAAAAAGUUGGAAGUGAAGCAGCGUUUUCUUGAGAUAUUUCGGGAGGAGAAUUAUCCAACUGAAUUCCCAUAUAAGUCUAAGGUCGUUUUACUGUUUCAGAAGAUUGAAGGUGCUGAGGUAUGUCUAUUUGGCAUGUAUGUUCAAGAAUUCGGAUCAGAAGCUCACUUUCCAAAUCAGCGUUGUGUCUAUCUUUCUUAUCUGGAUUCUGUGAAGUACUUCAGACCUGACAUUAAAGCAGUGACUGGAGAGGCUCUCCAUACAUUUGUUUACCAUGAAAUUUUGACUGGAUACCUUGAACACUGCAAGAAAAGGGGUUUUACAAGCUGCUAUAUAUGGGCUUGCCCUCCAUUAAAGGGUGAGGAGAAUAUAUUGUAUUGCCAUCCAGAAAUCCAGGAAAUGCCAAAAUCUGACAAACACGGGGAAUGGUAUUUAGCGAUGUUACGAAAAGCUGCCAAGGAAAAUGUUGUUGUUGACUUCACUAAUUUGUAUGACCAUUUCUUCAUAUCUAGUGGUGAAUCCAAGGAAAAGGUCACAGCAGCUAGACUGCCCUACUUUGAAGGGGAUUAUUGGCCGGGUGCUGCCGAGGAUUUAAUCUGUCAACUUAUUCAAGAAGAAGAUGGGAGAAAACAAAAUAAGAAGGUAUCUACCGAAAAGACCAUUACAAAAAGGGCUCUAAAAGCAUCUGGCCAGGCAGAUCUUUCUGGUAACGCAUCGAAGGAUCUGCUACUGAUGUAUAAAGGCAUCCGUUGGGUUUGCAACCGGUGCAAAGACUUUCAAAUUUGUGAUAAGUAA
This is a messenger RNA of Dovyalis caffra, 1386 nucleotides long. The record is from the annotation of a GenBank genome assembly. Lineage: Eukaryota; Viridiplantae; Streptophyta; Magnoliopsida; Malpighiales; Salicaceae.